Molecule: messenger RNA, 2392 nt
Organism: Serinus canaria (Common canary)
Lineage: Eukaryota; Metazoa; Chordata; Aves; Passeriformes; Fringillidae
Product: guanylyl cyclase-activating protein 1-like
Exons: 4
Coding region: 1-567 (188 amino acids)
Molecular function (GO): calcium sensitive guanylate cyclase activator activity; calcium ion binding
Source: RefSeq, a predicted model, not a curated record
AUGGGAAACAACAGCAGCUCCACCGUGGAUGAUCUACAAGCUGUCGAGAUCCACCACUGGUACAAGAAAUUCAUGACAGAGUGUCCUUCUGGACAGCUGACGGAGCAUGAAUUUAAGCAGUUCUUUGGGCUUCGAGGGCUGGAUCCAGAGGCCAAUAAGUACAUUGAGCAGAUGUUCCGCACGUUUGAUAUGAACAAGGAUGGAUAUAUUGAUUUCAUGGAAUACGUGGCUGCCCUCAGCCUCGUUCUCCGAGGGAAGAUGGAGCAGAAAUUGCGGUGGUAUUUCAAGCUCUAUGAUGUAGAUGGCAAUGGCUGCAUUGAUCGGCAUGAGCUGCUCAACAUCAUCAAGGCUAUUCGGGCUAUUAAUGGUGGUGACCAUGAAACCAGUGCAGAAGAGUUCACCAACCGAGUCUUCAACAGGAUUGAUGUGAAUGGCGAUGGUGAACUUUCUCUGGAUGAAUUUGUGGAGGGAGCAAGGAAAGAUGAGGAGUUCAUGGAGGUUAUGAUGAAAAGUUUGGACCUGUCACACAUUGUGGCCAUGAUAAACAACCGUCGACAUAGUGUAUAAAUCAAGCUGGGAGAAAAUGCUGUGCCAAUAGACAGAAGGGUGUCACAAGGAAGGAGAGACAGCAUUUUUCAAAACAAAAUUUCCAUAAACAUGAAUAUGGAAGUAGGAACAAAAAGACACUGCUAUAUUUGUGUAUCUGAGUGCAUGUUCCUCUACAAAUACUGAAGCUUAGCCACAUAAAUGCAAGGCAGAUUCAGAAAAACUGAGUCUGGGUGGCAGUAUUUGACUUGUCUUUCUAAAAUUUAAAGGCCAAAUUUCAGGACACAAUUUUUUUUUUUAUUCUGUGUCCCAGAUUAUCAGUUUGAAAUGGACUAAAAGUAACAGCAAGUUUGUGAAGAGCGCUAGCAGAACUGGGUGGUGGAGUGUGGAGGGCAUAUUCUGAUAUAGAAAAGAAGAAUUUCAAGCUGUUAUUAGUGUAGGGAACGAACAAAAGAAUGUAACUUGCACUGUUCUUGAUAUGGUAUUGGUUCAUAAACACCAGCGUGGUUUACCAGCAUGGUCCAUAACAUGUGUGCAUGGAUUUGAUAGUCUCUACAGAAGCAGCUUUAGUCAUAAGACCACAAGAACUGAAAGAAAAACCAGUCUGGCAGUGACAAAUCUGUCCUCAGCUGCAGCUGUUUGAGCUUUCUGUGAUCAAAGAACUCUAGCAAACAAGUCAACAGUCUGGAGCAGCUUCUGUAACCAGAGAAAAUAUGCUACUCAGUUUCCCAAAGUAGAUGAAUUGCUUGAGAGAUCAAAUCUUUUAUAUACUCGUGGUCCUACUUAUUUUCCUCUCAUACAACUGAGUCACUGGGAAUGUUCAAGGCCACACUGAACAAGGCUCAGAGUAACCUGAUCAAGCCCCAUGGCAUGGGGCUGAAGCAAGAUGAUCUUUGAAGUCCCUUCCUACCCAAACCAUUCUGUGACUCUGUAAAUGAAGUAUUUAAAGAUGAUCCUAAUAUUAUUGCCUCAUACAUCCUUUAUUGGUCUUUCUUCUUGUUCUUGAGGAGACAAUCUAAUUGAAAGAAACAACCCACCAAGGUGACCUGUGAAUUGUGUUGUUAAUGUGAAGGCUGGAGUGAAGCUGAUGCUCUAGAUCGGUGCUGCCAUAAAUGACUCUGAUUUUAUACACGAUUGGAAGAAUGAUGCAGCAUGGAUAGAAGCUCAGCAAACUGUGUCUUGUUCACUGUUCAUUAGAUAAGGUCGUGAUCAGAAGCUCCUUUGAAUCUGGGAAGAGAACCAGAGGGAAAGAAGAAUGCAGGAAAUGUUCAACGGAGUGCCUAUGCCAUAGUUGGCAUGUUUUUCUUGUGCAAGAGGAAGAAUGUGCAGACCUCUAACAAAACUUUAGUUUGGACUUAUUCUUGCUUAUAUUUAGGCUUCUGUGAUGUUCAUAUGUGUAUUGGUUUGCACGGCAAGGUCUUGGUAGCAGGGAGGCUACAGGAAUGGCUUCUUCUUUGAGAAGCUGAUGGAAGCUUCCCCUAUGCCUGGCAAAGACAAUGCCAGCUGGCUCCAGGAUGACACUGGCCAAGCCUGAGACCUUCAGCCAUGGUAGUAACAUGUCUGGGAUAACAUAUUUAAGAAGGAAAAGUUAUUGGGCAGAAGCAAUUGCAGCCAGAGAGGUGAGGACUGAAAAUAUGUGAGAGAAACAGCUCUGCAGACACCAAAGUCAGCUAAGAAGCAGAGGGAGGAGGUGUUCCAGGUACCGGAGCUGAGAUUUUCCUGCAGCCCAUGAUGCAGGGCGUAGUGAAGCAGAUUGUCCUCCUGGAGCGCAUGGAGGUCUGCAGGAGGGAAGCACAAACCUAUCUGCAGCCUGUGGAAGAGCCCCAUGUCGGAUCAAGUCCUGGAG